AUCUUAAAACUAGAAAACAGUUUGGUUUUGGAUGCAUUGAACCCGGACGGGAAGAUCAACAAUACUAACCGCGUUCAUGGCGGCGAUAUUCGAUUUCAGUCUCCGAAGACCUUAGUUCAUCUCUGCCGUCCAUCCAAGUUGUUUUGUUGUUGUCUGGUUACAAUGAGUAAGAUAGAUGAUGACGAGGGGGCAGGGCCGAGUUCAUCUCAUAGUAUAGACAUUAGUGCUAAUUCGGGCAGGCGUUCGGAUAGCUUGCCAUAUGUUCACAAGGUGGGAGUGCCUCCUAAGCAGAGCUGGUUCGAUGAAUUCAAAGCAACUGUUAAGGAGACCUUCUUCCACGACGACCCUUUGCGCCAAUUUAAGGAUCAGUCCUUGCUGAAGAAGUUGUUCCUAGGAAUCCAAGCGGUUUUCCCCAUUCUUGAAUGGGGGAGAAGCUACAAUCUUUCGAAGUUGAAAGACGAUCUCAUUGCCGGACUCACCAUUGCUAGCCUGUGCAUUCCGCAGGACAUUGGGUACGCAAAACUCGCGAAUUUGGAUCCUCAGUUUGGGCUUUAUAGUAGCUUCGUCCCACCAUUGAUAUAUGCAUUUAUGGGUAGUUCGAGAGAUAUCGCCAUUGGGCCAGUGGCGGUGGUGUCUCUGUUGCUGGGAAACAUGUUACAGAAUGAAAUUGAUCCCGCUAAACAGAAGUUGGAGUAUCAACGCCUCGCUUUCACUGCUACAUUCUUUGCUGGGAUUACUCAGUUCGUGCUCGGUUUCUUCAGAUUGGGUUUCUUGAUCGAUUUUCUAUCUCAUGCUGCUAUCGUUGGCUUCAUGGGUGGUGCAGGCAUAACCAUCGCCCUUCAACAGCUCAAAGGCCUUCUUGGCAUAAAGAAGUUCACCAAGAAAACCGAUCUUAUAUCUGUGAUGAAAUCGGUGUGGGGUUCAGUUCAUCACGGGUGGAACUGGCAGACUAUAGUAAUAGGAGUCACUUUCUUGGCUUUCCUUCUCGCUGCCAAGUACAUCGGGAAGAAGAGCAAGAAGUUUUUCUGGGUGCCUGCAAUUGCUCCAUUAAUCUCGGUUAUCAUCUCAACGUUCUCUGUCUACAUCACACACGCUGAAAAGCAUGGCGUCAAGAUUGUUAAUCAUAUUGAGAAGGGCAUCAAUCCCUCGUCUGUCAAUAAAUUGUAUUUCUCGGGUGAUUACCUCGCUAAAGGGUUCAGGAUUGGAGCGAUUGCUGGUAUGGUUGCAUUGACAGAAGCCACAGCCAUUGGAAGAACGUUUGCAGCAAUGAAGGAUUACCAGAUAGACGGGAACAAAGAAAUGGUAGCGUUAGGGACGAUGAACGUAGUAGGCUCGUUAACAUCUUGCUAUAUAGCCACAGGAUCGUUUUCGCGGUCUGCAGUGAACUAUAUGGCGGGAUGCCACACCGCGGUGUCUAACAUUGUGAUGUCACUUGUCGUGCUCUUGACACUGGAACUAAUCACCCCACUGUUCAAAUACACCCCAAAUGCCAUCUUGGCCUCCAUCAUCAUAUCUGCAGUUGCUGGGAUUAUUGACAUUCCUGCAAUGGUGCUCAUAUGGAAGAUUGAUAAGUUUGAUUUCGUCGCAUGUAUGGGCGCCUUUCUGGGCGUCCUCUUCCACUCGGUCGAAAUAGGCCUCUUGAUUGCAGUAGCCAUUUCCUUUGCGAAAAUCCUUCUCCAAGUUACAAGGCCACGGAUCGCAGUCCUCGGAAGGAUUCCUAGGACUAAUGUUUACAGGAACAUACAGCAGUAUCCUGAUGCAACAAGGAUUCCUGGGAUUCUGAUUGUUAGAAUAGAUUCUGCAAUAUACUUCUCCAAUUCCAAUUAUGCAAGGGACAGGAUACUAAGAUGGUUGUCUGAUGAAGAAGAGAAGCUGAAAGAAAUCAACAGUUUAUUAAGAGUCCAAUAUUUGAUAGUUGAAAUGUCACCUGUUACUGAUAUAGACACCAGUGGCAUCCAUGCCUUUGAAGAUUUGUACAAGUCUCUUCAAAAGAGAAAUAUUCAGCUUGUUCUAGCAAAUCCAGGGCCAGCUGUGAUGGCAAAACUCCAUGCAUCUAAUCUUGCAAGCAUGAUCGGAGAAGACAGGAUUUUCCUCAGAAUUUCCGACGCCGUUUUAACGUUUGCGGCCAGGAUAGACCCUGAGAAUGACCAAUCUUGAAAUUCCGGUCACCGGAAAAAGUUAAAGAAGACAACACUAUUAUACAGCUGGCGUAUAUAAUAUAUACCAAUCAAUUUAUUUCUAUAUCUAGAAAUCAAUGCCUUUAUUUGAAGUUGUUUUUUUUUUGGAAAUAAUGAAGUUGUUUAAUUACUAACUUCAUAAGAGUUUGGUUUUAUUGAUGUGAGAGAUUCAAACGUUUGUGUUAUGCGAGUAGCGACGAUGUUAGCUGGUUCUUUUAUAGUUGUUGGUUUA
This is a messenger RNA of Ipomoea triloba (trilobed morning glory), 2409 nucleotides long. Its product is annotated as sulfate transporter 1.3-like. Gene Ontology annotation, biological process: transmembrane transport. Bases 163 to 2157 code for a protein of 664 amino acids. Lineage: Eukaryota; Viridiplantae; Streptophyta; Magnoliopsida; Solanales; Convolvulaceae. Gene Ontology annotation, cellular component: membrane. The transcript has 14 exons. The record is from RefSeq and is a predicted model, not a curated record. Gene Ontology annotation, molecular function: secondary active sulfate transmembrane transporter activity.